UCUACUUCAAAAAAGCUCUGCUUCAACACUCAUUAAAAAGCGGCGAAGAAGAUGAAAUGGGGAAAGAAAACCAGAGCCGAGGACGAAAAGAAAACGAGGAAAUCCUCUUUCUCUUCCACUUCCUCUUCCUCAUCUUCAUUUCACCUCUCCAAUUUCUUCCCCUUCUCAUGGUAUUCUCUCCUGAAGCGACAGAAACAUGACAGAACAAACCCCAAACAAUCUCCUCCCACCUCCUCCGCUCAUCUCUGUUUCACCACCCAACUCCUCCACCCCCCAGCCGGUGAAGCCCCUCGCCGGCGCUCAACUGGAGAAGAAGACCACCGCCGGGACAAAACAGACAUCUCCCGCUCCUCCCGCCACUAUUCUUUCAGCGAGUUCGACCUUGAACUCCGGCCAAUCUCCAGUUUCCGGCAAUGCGACGACAGUCCUCCGCCGCCGACGCCGAUGAAGCGUGCGGCGGACCGACGGCGGCGGCAGAGAAUACGCCCAAAGGUGAAAGUUUGCUCGCCCAAGGUGGCGCGUAGGAUGCUGGAAGAACAAGAAAGAAAAGAAAGGAGGAAUCUUGAGAGCUUUGCGGUGGUGAAGAGCUCGAGCGAUCCGCAGAGGGAUUUCAGAGAUUCAAUGGUGGAGAUGAUAAUCGAGAAGGGGAUGACACGGCCGGAGGAGAUGGAGAGAUUGCUGGCUUGUUAUAUUAGCCUGAACGCCGAUGAGCAUCAUGAUGCCAUCAUCGGAGCUUUCCGGCAAGUCUGCUUCGAAUUUGACGCACGGCGGUUCGCCGGCGAAUGCCAUUGCUGCCAUUGUUGUGAUUGUUUUUGAAGGAGGGAGGUGAUGAAUGUAAUGUAUUUUGUCUUUUGCAUUUAUUUCAUGCGAUCCAAAAGUGUGAUGAAUUCCUAAUUUCUGC
Phalaenopsis equestris is the source of this 901-nucleotide messenger RNA. Its product is annotated as transcription repressor OFP3-like. Bases 52 to 816 code for a protein of 254 amino acids. The transcript has a single exon. The record is from RefSeq and is a predicted model, not a curated record. Lineage: Eukaryota; Viridiplantae; Streptophyta; Magnoliopsida; Asparagales; Orchidaceae. Gene Ontology annotation, biological process: negative regulation of DNA-templated transcription.